Messenger RNA from Bombyx mori (domestic silkworm), 531 nucleotides. It is a transcript of the gene Arpc3A, whose product is annotated as Arp2/3 complex subunit. Gene Ontology annotation, biological process: regulation of actin filament polymerization; Arp2/3 complex-mediated actin nucleation. NCBI's taxonomy places the organism in Eukaryota, Metazoa, Arthropoda, Insecta, Lepidoptera, Bombycidae. Gene Ontology annotation, cellular component: Arp2/3 protein complex; cytoskeleton. The record is from RefSeq and is marked provisional. Gene Ontology annotation, molecular function: actin filament binding.
GCCUACCAUUCAACGUUAACUGACUACAGUCAAACAGUUGGGAAUCUUGCAAUCUUACCACUUCGAACUUCGUUCAGAGGCCCCGCCCCAACGAGCUCCGAUAUUGAGUUGGAUAUAAUAGAUGAAGCGCUGAACUAUUUUAAAGCAAAUGUAUUUUUUAGAUUUUAUGAAAUAAAGUCUGAUGCUGACAGAGUUUUAAUUUACCUAACAUUAUAUGUAUCGGAAUGUCUCAAAAGACUGCAGAAGUGUUCCAGCAAAAAUCAAGGUCAACAAGAGAUGUACAUGUUGGCUAUAUCCAAGUUUGACAUUCCUGGGGAACCAGGUUUCCCGCUCAACUCCGUAUAUGCCAGGCCUACCAGUCAGCAAGAAUCUGAUUUAAUGAGGCAGUAUUUACAACAAUUGAGACAUGAGACUGGGACAAGAGUGUGCGAGAAAGUAUUUGCCACUGAAGAUGGAAAACCAAGCAAGUGGUGGCUCUGCUUUUCCAGAAGGAAAUUCAUGGAUAAAUCUUUGUCUGGCCCUGGACAGUAA